Monomorium pharaonis (pharaoh ant) is the source of this 814-nucleotide messenger RNA. RefSeq names its product cytochrome P450 4C1-like. The coding region runs from base 132 to 782 and encodes 216 amino acids. The transcript is spliced from 6 exons. The record is from RefSeq and is a predicted model, not a curated record. Lineage: Eukaryota; Metazoa; Arthropoda; Insecta; Hymenoptera; Formicidae. Gene Ontology annotation, molecular function: heme binding; monooxygenase activity; iron ion binding.
AUCUACCUCUAAAAUAGGCAGUGAGUGAGCAGUCAUUCCCGAGAGCAAGUGAGUGUGUAGCGAAAAGAAAACUGAAAGAAACCCGCGACUGAUGAGAACUGAACCUGCUUAGAACAAUCAAUACGACAAAGAUGUUUGUUACUUUAUUAUUAUUACUUGUCUUAAUUGGAUAUUUGACAUAUCAUUAUUACGUGCAAUAUGGACCAAAUGGACGAUUAAUCAAUAAAAUACCAGGACCAAUAGGUUAUCCAAUUAUUGGUAAUAUAUUGUUAUUCACUCGGAUAGAUUUACUAGAACACAUCUGGAAGGUUCACUUUAAUUUAAUUAAUCAGUAUUAUCCCCUUUGUAAAAUAUGGUUUUUCUUAAUACCUAUUGUGGCUAUUCGUCAUCCCGAUGAUCUAGAGGUAAUACUGGGCAGUACAAAACAUAUCGAAAAGAGUAAAAUUUAUGACGUUUUAAAGUCUUGGUUCAACACGGGUCUUAUUGUCAGCAAAGGUUCAAAAUGGCAAUCACGACGAAAGAUAUUAACUCCCACAUUCCAUUUUAAUAUAUUACAGCAAUUUGCUAAGAUUUUAAUCGAAGAAGGCGAGAGGAUGUCAACAUCUUUAAAAAAUACAGAAGACACUAUUACAAAAGAUUUAAUACCGUUUAUUGGUGUACAUACGAUGAACGCAUUAUGUGAAACUGCAAUGGGAACUUCUUUGAAAGAAACGGAUUCAUUUCAUAUUCAGCAAUAUCGAAAAGCGUUUCACCAAUUAACUAAAAUUUGUUUGUAUAGGUAAUUAAAAUAAAUGUACUAUAUAUGUCGCAUGCA